Molecule: messenger RNA, 1241 nt
Organism: Mandrillus leucophaeus (drill)
Lineage: Eukaryota; Metazoa; Chordata; Mammalia; Primates; Cercopithecidae
Gene: PDCD2
Product: programmed cell death 2
Exons: 6
Cellular component (GO): nucleus; cytoplasm
Source: RefSeq, a predicted model, not a curated record
AUCUUCCUCUUCUGCUGCCGCGAGCCGCCGUGCUGUGCCGGCCUGCGAGUUUUUAGGAAUCAGCUACCCAGGAAAAACGAUUUUUACUCAUAUGAGCCACCUUCUGAGAAUCCUCCCCCAGAAACAGGAGAAUCAGUGUGUCUCCAGCUUAAGUCUGGUGCUCAUCUCUGCAGGGUUUGUGGCUGUUUAGGCCCCAAAACGUGCUCCAGAUGCCACAAAGCAUAUUACUGCAGCAAGGAGCAUCAGACCCUAGACUGGAGAUUGGGACAUAAGCAGACUUGUGCACAACCAGAUCAUUUCGACCAUAUAAUUCCAGACCACAACUUCCUUUUUCCAGAAUUUGAAAUUGUAAUAGAAACAGAAGAGGAGAUUAUGCCUGAGGUUGUGGAAAAGGAAGAUUACUCAGAGAUUACAGGGAGCAUGGGUGAAGCACUUGAGGAAGAACUGGAUUCCAUGGCAAAACAUGAAUCCAGGGAAGAUACAAUUUUUCAGAAGUUUAAAACUCAGAUAGCCCUUGAACCAGAACAGAUUCUUAGAUAUGGCAGAGGUAUUGCCCCCAUCUGGAUUUCUGGUGAAAAUAUUCCUCAAGAAAAGGAUAUUCCAGAUUGCCCCUGUGGUGCCAAGAGAAUAUUGGAAUUCCAGGUCAUGCCUCAGCUCCUAAACUACCUGAAGGCUGACAGACUGGGCAAGAGCAUUGACUGGGGCAUCCUGGCUGUCUUCACGUGUGCUGAGAGCUGCAGCUUGGGUACUGGCUAUACAGAAGAAUUUGUGUGGAAGCAGGAUGUAACAGAUACACCGUAAAGGCAUCUUAAAGCCUUGAAAAAUGUUAAUGCUCUUUUAUACCUUGCAAUUCCAUUUCUGAGAUUUUAUCCUAAGGAAAUACUUAUACCAAAAAUAAAGGUGCAGAGAUGUUGAGAGAUUGCUUACACAGUGUCUACAUAUUACUGAAACAAAAGUGUCCACUGAUAGAGAAUUAAAUAAAUUUUGGUACAUCCACCGUGGAAGGCUACACAGUCUUAAUUAUAACACCUACAUUGACAACCAAGAUACCAUUAUAGGUGGUAUUCGUGGUUUGAUCCUAUUCUUGUAAAAAUAUUUGUAUGUAUGCACAGAAAUCUGCAAAGAUGUACACUUAGUGCACUGGUUACCAACGAAUGGUGGGACUAACUAAAAUGAUCGUUUUACUUAUACGUGCAUUUCUUUUUAUAAUAAAAAUGGGUUAUGUGCCUAAUGAAGUCAAA